GAGACAAGUCUUACAAUGGGGAGCGAAGCCCAGCCAGGUGUUAGAUGGAGCGCAUUUAAAAUAUUAAUCACACUAAUUUUGAUGGGGCUUGCAGGAUACUGUAUUUACAUGGCGUUUGAACCAAUAGUAGUGGAAUCUGACUACAGCCUUAAAAGCUGGGUCAGCUUAAUUUUUGCUGCCCUGAUGGUUUUUUUCAUUUUUAGCAUAUUUAAGGUGCAUAGAAAUUACCAAUUUGUUUUCUGGGCGUGCAGCUUUGGAAUGUUUAUCUUCGUGAGUUUUAUGUUUUUCAACUACGACAGUCUAUUUGAUUGA
Molecule: messenger RNA, 312 nt
Organism: Vittaforma corneae ATCC 50505
Lineage: Eukaryota; Fungi; Microsporidia; Nosematidae
Exons: 1
Source: RefSeq, a predicted model, not a curated record